Lagenorhynchus albirostris (white-beaked dolphin) is the source of this 3802-nucleotide messenger RNA. It is a transcript of the gene FRRS1, whose product is annotated as ferric chelate reductase 1. NCBI's taxonomy places the organism in Eukaryota, Metazoa, Chordata, Mammalia, Artiodactyla, Delphinidae. Bases 55 to 1827 code for a protein of 590 amino acids. The transcript is spliced from 16 exons. Gene Ontology annotation, molecular function: oxidoreductase activity, acting on metal ions. The record is from RefSeq and is a predicted model, not a curated record.
CACUGGGCCAAAGUCAAGAUGUUGGCAGAAGCACACACCCUCCACAGGCUCUAGAUGGCAGUUCCUGGAUUUACCCUUGGUGCCUUCAUACUUCUGUUGCUCGUUAGUUCUGUGGCUAAUUAUCCCAAUGGAAAAGUAAUGAAGUCAUGCCAUGGAAUGAUUCCUGAACAUGGUCGUACCCCACAGUCUGAUCCCCCUUGCUACAUCUCAGUGAGUCAGAUGACAUUCAGGCCAGGAGAGCAGAUCAAAGUUACUUUGUCAGGGCCACCAUUUAAAGGCUUUCUCUUAGAAGCACGUGAUGAGAAUUUGACUGGCCCUCCUAUUGGCUCCUUCACAUUGAUUGACAGUCAAGUGUCACAGCUUCUGAACUGUGAAGAUAUACAGGGAUCAGCUGUGAGUCACACAAGUCCAUCCAAUAAAAGAGAAAUUAAAGUCUAUUGGAAUGCUCCAAGCAGUGCCCCAAACCACAUAAAGUUUCUAGCCACAGUUGUUGAGAAGUACAAUAUCUACUGGGUGAUGAUUCCUGGUCCUAUAAUUUCACAACCAAACGUCCUUCCUUUUACAACACCGAAAGCUACCAUAGCACCUAUGCCAACAUUGCCUCCAGUCUCCCAUUUAACGAAAUCAUUCAAUGCUUCAGAUUGUGGGAACAAGAAGUUCUGUAUUAGGAGUCCUUUGAACUGUGACCCGGAGAAAGAGCUUGCCUGUGUCUUCUUGUCCUUCACACGAGAUGCCAAGUCAGUGAUGGUUGAAAUGAGCGGUCCCAGUAAAGGCUAUUUAUCCUUUGCAUUUUCUCACGACCAAUGGAUGGGUGAUGAUGAUGCUUAUGUGUGUAUUCUUGAAGAUCAGACUGUGCACAUACAACCUUCCCAUCUGACAGGGCGAAGUCACCCUGUAAUGGACUCCAGGGAUCCUCUUGAGGAUAUGGCUUGGAGGUUGGCGGAUGGUGUUAUGCAGUGUUCUUUCAGAAGAAACAUUACCUUUCCUGGGGUUAAGAAUAGAUUUGAUCUAAAUGCAAGCUACUACAUAUUUCUAGCAGAUGGUGCAGCUGAUCAUGGUCAGAUUCAUAAGCAUUCUCAGCAACCUUUGAUUACAUAUGACAAAUACAAUGUGACAGGCUAUCCAGAGAACAUAGGAGGAUCCCAUUCUUUACUUCUUCUGAAGGUCCAUGGUGCCUUAAUGUUUGUGGCAUGGAUGACUACAGUUAGCGUAGGUGUACUGAUUGCCCGGUUCUUCAAACCUGUUUGGUUAAAGCCUUUAUUUGGUGAUGCAGCUUGGUUUCAGGUACAUCGAAUGCUCAUGCUUACUACUUCUGCCCUCACUUUCAUUGCUUUUCUUCUGCCUUUUAUUUACAGAGGAGGCUGGAAUUGGCAUGCAGGUUAUCACCCAUACCUUGGUUGUAUAGUGAUGAUUUUAGCAGUUCUUCAGCUUCUUUUGGCAGCCUUCAGACCACCUUUACAUGACCCAAGAAGGCAAAUGUUUAAGUGGACUCAUUGGAGUAUGGGAACAGCUGCUAGAAUAAUAGCAGUGGCAACAAUGUUCCUGGGAAUGGAUUUACCAGGAUUGAAUCUUCCUGGGCCAUGGAAAACCUAUGCAAUGAUUGGAUUUGUAGCCUGGCAUGUUGGGACAGAGAUUGUUCUGGAGGUACACACUUACCGACUCUCUAGAAAAGAUGAAAUAUUGGAUGAUGAUAGAAUUCAGAUCCUCCAGUCAUUUACUGCAGCUGAAGCAGAAGGUUAUGCUUUUAAAAAGGCGGUGUUAGCAAUCUAUGUCUGUGGGAAUUUGACUUUUCUCACUAUGUUCUUAUCUGCAAUCAACCAUCUAUGAGCGAGCGAAGACCUUGGCUUUUGCAGACCAGGUGAUAAUUAUCAUCAAGCCAAAAAACUUGAUGCCUGUAUCGACUGGAGUGUAUUCAUGACUUCUAAUUAGGAAGACCAGGCCAUGUCUGUAGAGAAAUUCGGAAGUCUGGUCUUUAGAGAUCAACAUUCACUAGGGUCCUAUGGGCUACAAACUGAUGUCAAGCUUUCACAUAUUAUUCUGAGUCUUAAAGGGAAGAUUGUACUUGAGGAGAAAUGACUCAAAUAUUUUUUAUGCUGAAGUUUUAAGAAUGUUAGCAUGUAAGAAAAUAACUGUUUGGAAAAACAUAAAAGAUGUCAUAGGAUAAAAUACAGAUAGUAUUAAGGUAAAUAUAUUUUGGACUAUAAAGGUGCUGUGGUACUUUAAAGAAAACAUUUAUUUUUACUAGUUUAUCUGAAUGGUCUUUUUUUAGGAUUUUUUUCCCCUUACCCCCUUUCUUAAAAAUUUUUUGGAAACACGUUUUUCAGUCCAGUGUUUUGGACAUAUCCUUUGUUUCAUGUAUUUUGUUACUUCCCUGGUAAAGGUGAAAGUAGGGCUAACACCAUUUCAUUAACAUUUAAAUAUAUUAUUAAUAUUAUAAUUUCUUUCUUAGCAGUGAAAUGCAAGUGUGCAUUUUCUGAUUAAGAGUGUCUAUAUAUUCAGCUACAGAGCUAAAAUGGCAUUCUAUAUGCUAAUUGUUUUGACUCUGAGGUUGUCUUAGCCUUUGGAGAUUGUAGACUUGCAUUUCAAAAUUAAUAAAAUUCACUCUUGUGAACAUAUUUAAGAGUUAUUCUUUGUCCUUGUGGUACUAAAAUAAUAUGGGUGGUACUGUUUUGUUAGAAGAUCCUGAUGCUAUAAUGAAUUAGAAUUAUCAAUGUUAUUUCCCUUCCGGUUCCAAUAAUUUCUAUUUUAUGACUGGGUCUCAUGUUUGCUAUGAGGACUUCUAGCCAGUGGGUGGCGCCAUAAUACUACUGCUUUGUUACUGUUCACUUGUGCUGAUUCAUUUUUAGUACUUAGAUAAUAUCUUGGGAUGGCAUUUCUCUUAAAAUUCACCAACUCUUAAUAUUUAUUUGAAAAAUUUCUGUCUUUUUUUCUUUUACUAACAGUUAUAGGUUACAAACUGAAAUUAGGGACCAAUGUUAUUUUCUGGUUUCAAUUCUAUUUGUUUUCUAACCAUGGUUGUUUAUAACCGUUGUUUGAUACUUCCCUUUACAUUCCCGUGACCUUGUAACAAAUGAACAUAACUAUCUUAGGCAGAGGAAACAAGCAAAACUCUACAUUCUUAAAAUAAAAAGUUUAGGGAGGCAUAUUUUACUUUUUUAUGUGUUCUUUCUGAUUGGUCCAAGGACCUAAAUUCUAUCUGGCAUAAAUAAUAGCCUCAGCGAUGUAUCUUACAUCUCACUGGGUAAAAUGAUAUGUUUUUGUUCUUUAUACAGGUGUUUAUCAUAAGUAGCUUAGGGUUUGAGAUGUGAACUUUCCGUGUUUAUGUUCUAUAAGUGCCAGGCUAUUUACAGUCUAAACUUUCCUUUUGAAUGUCUUUAUUUAAAAACGUUUUGUUUAGUAUAGAAAGUUAAAUGUAUACUAAAAUAUUUUCCUCUAACUUUCAAUUAUUAGGGGCCUAAAGGUUAAUAAAAUUCUCUUAAUAAAUUAUAUUAUACAUUUGACAAGGAAAGAUUUGUUUAAGGAGAAGAUGAACCUUGGUGGGUUUCGUUUUCAAAUUCGUGCACUUGCUGGAUUUCCAGUGCUGAGGCUAACCUAUUUUAACUUUUCUUUUUCAUUGAUUCAUCUGUUGGCACUAUUUUGAUAUAUCAUCAAUUGAUAUACAGAGUUGUCCAAAGAAGUCUUUGUCAUCUAACCUUAGUAGACCAACAAACCUUUUCAUCAAUAUCAAAUUAUGAUUCUUCUGCUUAUGAAUGGUUGACAUCUACAAAUUGAAAAUGCCUAUUUGUUGCUCCUCUCAGUUUUC